AUGAGUAUUCCUACUUCAAUCCCUGUCAUUCAACAGCCAGAUGAUUACGUACGUGGUGUUUCCUUCGACACCAUGACAGACCAUGACCAACCUGAUCUCUCGUUUACUUUAAGAGGAAAGAACCAAGGUUAUCAACGCACAAGACGUAGCCGAACAUUCAUGGUAGCUACUGACUUGGCUAAUUACAGCGAUUAUGCUCUGGAUUGGGCCAUUGAGAAUAUUGUAGAUAACGGUGACGAAAUCAUUGUUUUAAGAGUUCUCACGAUCGAUAUGAGUGAAAAUAGACCUAAUUUGCCAGCCAUGCUAAGACACGAGGAAUUACAAUCCAAGGAAACUGCCACUGUGGUCAUGAAUAAGAUUAUGGCUUCUGGUGGUCCGGAUAUCAAGAUUAGUGCCGUGAUUGAAUUUGUGAUUGGCAAGGUUCAAGAGACGAUCCAGAGCAUGAUUUCGGUGUAUCAACCUUCUAUGCUGAUUGUCGGUACAAGAGGCAUGUCAGAGUUAAAGGGUAUGUUUAUCAAUAGUGUGUCUAAAUACUGCUUACAACAUUCACCUGUGCCUGUGGUCGUGGUCCGACCCGAAAACAAGGUCAAAAAGCAAAAGGACAAAAAGUCGAGCAGUAAAAAGUCGAAACGUCUCAGUGGCAUGUUUCGUAUCAGUAGCCAUUCCAGUAUCUCCAGCUUAAAUUCCAAGGGCUCCGAUUCGUCAGACAGCAGCUCUGAUGAUGACGAGGUUGCUGGUGUCGAGAAAAAAGUACAGCGUCUGUCUGUGUUUGAUAAAAUCGGUCGUCAUUCACGAUCUUCAUCUCCUUCUCGUCCUUCCAAGAAACAAUAA
Molecule: messenger RNA, 831 nt
Organism: Mucor mucedo
Lineage: Eukaryota; Fungi; Mucoromycota; Mucoromycetes; Mucorales; Mucoraceae
Exons: 5
Coding region: 1-831 (276 amino acids)
Source: RefSeq, a predicted model, not a curated record